CUCUCGUUUCUCAUAGCUAAUAUGCAAAACUCAUAGCCUAUUCAUAGACCACACAAAAGUAGUGUAGAAAUGUUUCUUAAUUUUCCAGGUUUCCAAAAAUGUCCGAAGAGGAAGUUUCUGAGGAGGAAGAGAUCGACGAAGAAGAAGCCGUUGAGGAAGGUGCCGAAGAAGAAGAAGCCGCUGCUGAGGAAGAGCAUCAUGAGGAUGAGCAUGCUGAAGAUGAGAAAAACAAAAGCGGAGGAGAGGACAAAGCUCCUGCACAGAUAACGGAAGCAGAACGUGCCAUGAUUGCUGCCAAGAAACGCCAUGAUGAAGAAGAGGCAGCGAGAAUGCAAGAAUACGAGGAAAAGCGUCGUGCUGAAAGAGAGAGAAUCGAUGAAGAAUUGCGCGAACUGAAAGAAAAACAAGAAAAAAGACGUCUCGAACGUGAAGAGGACGAACGACAGUAUGCCGAACGCCGUCGUCAAGAUGAAGAACGAAGAAGGCAGGAGGAGGAAGAACGAAAGGCAAGGCUUGAAGCGGAGAAAAGUCGUAAAAAUGUGGAAAGGAUGAAACGACAGCAAAUGAUGGCAGGAUCCUUUGGCGUAUCUUCGAACCAGCCUGUCAAGAAAAAUUACACAAUAACAAAAAGCGAUCAAGCUGCUCAGUUUGGAAAUCUAGCACAGGGUAAAAACGAUGCACUCAAUAAGGAGCAACAGGAGGAAGCAAAGCGCGCAUUCCUGGCGGCUGUCUGUCGUCCCCAGGAUAUCUCAAACGUUCUUCCCAAUGAUUUGAAGGAACGAAUCAAAACUCUUCAUGCUCGCAUCGUCAAAUUGGAAAGCGAAAAAUACGACCUUGAAAAGCGUCAUGAGAGACAGCAGUAUGAUAUAAGAGAGCUGAAUGAGCGACAGAGACAAGUCGCUCGAAACAAAGCUAUUCAAAAGGGGCUUGACCCUGAUGAAGCUGUCUCAUCCAAGCAUCCACCAAAAAUCACCACUGCCUCAAAAUUCGAUCGCCAAACAGAUAGAAGAUCUUACGGCGAUCGUCGUCUUAUGUUUGAGCACCCGACUAUUCAAAGACCUUAUACACUUGCCCGCGGGACAGCUCGUCCUCCGAGCGAAUGGGGUCGCAAGGAAAACGAGGAACUCGAACAAAUUCGCAAGAAUCUUGAGCCACCAAAGUACGUAGAACAGGUACGCGCCGAAGGCGAUGCCGCGAAACCACCGGUUGCUCCAAUACCGUUGGUGCUUCCGGAAAAAGAAUUCGUGGAAGAGCCACCACCACCAGAACCUACGCAACAAGCACAGGAAGCUCCUGCAGAAAAUGCGCAGAAUGGAGAAGUUCCUGCAGAGACAGAAGCUCCCGCCGAAGCAGCACAAGAAGCUCCCGCAGAAGAAGUCGAAGUUGCCGCCUAGACGUCAAAAAUGCCUACAAACCUUCGCGUGUGCCAUAUUUGUUCACUACAGGAGCAAAAUUACCAAACAAAUUAGUGUCUGAAAAACUGGUGAAGGCAUGUAGGCAUUGUAUACCUGUCUCGCUUUUUCACAUAAAUAUUUUACCAAGU
Molecule: messenger RNA, 1543 nt
Organism: Cylicocyclus nassatus
Lineage: Eukaryota; Metazoa; Nematoda; Chromadorea; Rhabditida; Strongylidae
Source: the annotation of a GenBank genome assembly